AUGGCCCUCACGGCUUCAAUCACCGGCCUCAGCGGCCUCAACCAACACAAACAGGCACACAUUCGGCAGACAAGUACAGCUCCAGACGGAGCCACCUUGUCGCGACAAACAGAUGGCACGCCAUCCUUUUCCACACGCGGGCUUCCGAAUGGGGAGCGCCGGCACGGUAUCCAAGUAGUGGCUGCUCAGCAGCCCUCUUUAUACCGAACUGCCUCUGGCCUUGCACGACGUCUGGGGUCCAUUUCUCAGAUCGCCUUCGAGAGGCCAGAUCCACAGACGAUAGCCUCGCAGAACUACUGCGAUGUCGACGACUUCCUUUCUGAUCUCGCAAUGGUCCAAACCUCCAGGCGUCAUUCGCCAGUCAACGGGAACCGGGCUAUGCGGGCUGGUAGAUUUCGCCCUCGAUCAGAGGAUCCACCACAGCCGGCCCACCACCAAGCAGACAAUCAGCCAGCGCGCAACGAUUUUGGGCCAAAUCCAGAUGGUAGUCUUACAUGGGUGUGGGCUAGGGAGCGCGGCCAGUGGUAUCGCGUUCGCUUCGAUCCAUCGAGCGGUAGGCCUAGGUUCGAAUGGGAGUCUGUCGAAGCUGGUCUGCGCCGACAACUGGAGGAACACCGUUCUCUUAUCGCGCGCAUGGAGGCAGCGCAGGCCCCUAGGUUCGAACGGGAGUCCGUCAAAGAUCGUCCGCGCCGUCAGCUGGAGGAGCACCGUUCUCUUGUAGCUCGCAUGGAGGCAGAGCGGUCACGCGCUCGCGGCCAAGCUGUCCCAGGCGGUACGGCAGCUCGGGGACGCUCACGACGACGCUCACGAUCAAAGCCGCGGAGCAAGCAGCAUGACAAGUCCCAACUCAACCGCAAUCGUGAGACGAGACAGAACGUCCCCAAGACGAAAAAAAAGACUUGCGGCCUUCGGCCUACUGGCGUUUUGAAUGGACAACCUCGCCGCACCGGAGCCGUACAGCCGAAUGCCGCCCCUCCGGAGAGUCAAGGGCUUUCUAGGAAGCGUAAGAGACUGUGCACACGUAAGCGUUGAGCGCGCUGGGAAAAAGAGCACCCUACCCUCGCUAAUACAGAGAUGGACUUGCGGUGGCAUCUGUCUCCGGACAGAUUCUCCGAAGUCUAUUCGACCAGUUCCUCCGAGGUCUCUUCUGAAAACAGCGAAGAAUCUGAAGAGGAAUUCGACGUCAGACUCGAGAAGAACGAUGCGGAUCCCAAGAUUAAAUCGGAGUAUAGCGACGACGAUCAUAAUGGCGCCAAGAAGCGAGAGAGGUGGUAGCUCUCCAAGGGGAGCAAGGGGGAGAUGGUUAAAGACUCCAUUCAAAAAGGACUUAGGUGGGAAGGAGGGGCUGAUUCUCAUGCGCACAAACAGUAGGAACCUCUUCUCAACCUGCUCCUUUUUCUUUUAUGCCGAUGUGAAACGCGGUGAAAGAAUAAAAUAUGACUGAUUGACUAACACAACUUGAG
Molecule: messenger RNA, 1463 nt
Organism: Mytilinidion resinicola
Lineage: Eukaryota; Fungi; Ascomycota; Dothideomycetes; Mytilinidiales; Mytilinidiaceae
Exons: 3
Coding region: 1-1032 (343 amino acids)
Source: RefSeq, a predicted model, not a curated record